Molecule: messenger RNA, 849 nt
Organism: Pestalotiopsis fici W106-1
Lineage: Eukaryota; Fungi; Ascomycota; Sordariomycetes; Amphisphaeriales; Sporocadaceae
Exons: 2
Coding region: 1-849 (282 amino acids)
Source: RefSeq, a predicted model, not a curated record
AUGUCGUUGAGUGGGCAGCCCAAAGUCAUACUCUUUGACAUUGGUGGAGUCGUUGUGGUCUCGCCAUUCCAGUCCAUACUAGAUUAUGAGUUGAGCCUAGGAAUACCACCAGGAUGGAUCAACUACUCCAUAUCCAAAACCGCACCCAACGGGUUCUGGCAUAAGCUAGAGAGGGGCGAUAUCCCCAUGGACGAUGCCUACUUUGAGGGCUUCAGUAGAGAUCUGCAUGACUCUGCCCGGUGGGAGGCAUUCUACAAGACCCAACAGGGCAAGGAUGCCAAGCUGCCAAAGGAUAUUCCCCCGCUGCCCACGCUGGACGCAAGGUGGCUCUUCAAUGAGAUGAUGACAGCCUCGACGGCACCGGACCCGUGGAUGUACCCGGCGCUCAAGAAACUCAAAGAAAGCGGCAAGUUCAUCCUGGCGGCGGUCAGCAACACCGUCAUAUUCCCGCCUGGGCACUCUCUGUACCAAGAAGAUUAUUUCGGCGGUCCAGUGAGGGGCUUGUUUGACGUUUUUGUCUCCUCGGCACACGUCGGUCUGCGGAAACCAGAUCCGAAAAUGUAUCAGUACACUUUGGCUGAGAUCAACAAAUACGCUUCAAAACAAGGGGCGGGCGGGCCAAAGGCAGUCAACAGUGACAUUAAGCCAGAAGACAUAGUCUUUCUGGACGACAUUGGCGAGAACCUAAAAGCGGCCAAGAAGCUCGGCCUGAGAACUAUAAAGGUGAACUUGGGCAGGGCGUUUGAGGCAGUCGAUGAGCUGGAAAAAGUGACUGGACUCCAGCUAGCUGGCGAUCAUCCUAGAAUACCAAUCCAGCCUAGAUAUGGCCCUGUAAAGGCAAAGAUAUAA